Messenger RNA from Cooperia oncophora, 804 nucleotides. The record is from the annotation of a GenBank genome assembly. NCBI's taxonomy places the organism in Eukaryota, Metazoa, Nematoda, Chromadorea, Rhabditida, Trichostrongylidae.
AUGAUUCCUUUGCCGGAAUUGAAGUCCAAAUCCGUUCUUGUGGCACUGAAAAGGGAAAUCGUACAUCGUGGAAUCGACAAAGAUUUGGAGUCACUUAUACUGUUGAAACACAGUAACCUUGUUCGAUUACUGGAUUUUGCCUUCUUCACUCUCAAUGAUCCCGUGAUCCUUCGCUAUGAGAUGCACAGUGCCCUUUCUCUCUAUGACGUCGUUAGGAAGGAGUCGUUCAUUAAACCAGCGAAGACGCUCAAAUGGAUCUACCAGGCUGCUUCGCUGGCGUAUUACUUGGCUCUCAAAGGUUGUUUCCACUCAAUUCUCUGUGCUCAGGACUGUUAUUUGGAUGCUGGAUCUAACAUAAAGUUCCGCGGAGCAUGGAAAAGCUCUUGGCCAAGCUGGCGGGACGACACUCUUAGGCACUCUUUUUACUGGAGAUUUGUUGCACCUGAGUCUUUGAUCUACCAAACCCAAAACGAUUUGAGUAUGAUGUGGAACCUGGGAGUGUUCAUGUGGCAGCUUUGCACGGACUGUCCAGUUAACAGCGCACCUCGUUUUCUCGGAAAGCAGUCUUGUCCAAAUGAUCUCGUUCUGAUGGGACUUACGGAAAGGAGUUCAUCUUCCGAAGAAUUGGACCUAUCGACAAGUAGAAUAAACGUGCCACAAUGUAUUAGGUCCACUAUUUCAUCCUGCGUAAAUCUGGUGCCAGAAGAGCGCUGUUUGUGGUCCGAUGUCCUCAAUACAUGUAAACGAGAGAGUACCAUAGCGUCCGUUGGAGGAGUUGUGAAGCAGAUAUUCCCGUUCCUCUAA